Messenger RNA from Sitophilus oryzae (rice weevil), 2112 nucleotides. RefSeq names its product splicing factor 1 (gene SF1). Bases 146 to 1894 code for a protein of 582 amino acids. The transcript is spliced from 13 exons. Gene Ontology annotation, molecular function: mRNA binding; zinc ion binding. Gene Ontology annotation, biological process: regulation of mRNA splicing, via spliceosome. The record is from RefSeq and is a predicted model, not a curated record. Gene Ontology annotation, cellular component: nucleus. NCBI's taxonomy places the organism in Eukaryota, Metazoa, Arthropoda, Insecta, Coleoptera, Curculionidae.
GUGACUUCGCUUGUGGCCAUUUUGUGUCUUGCUUCGCCAUUUUUUCUCAGUGAAUUUCACGUUUUCUUCUGCUUGUGUCGUCAAAGACUUAAAUAAGUAGUUUAAGUAAGUCUAGUCGGUUUUAUAGUCAAAACUAUUGUGUACAAUGGGAUCUUCGCGUCACAGAGAUCGUUCUAGAGAUAGAGAUCGGGAAAGAGACAGUUACAGAGAUCGGGAUCGGGACCGCGACCGUGAUAGGGAUCGUGAUCGUGAUAGGGAUAGAGACAAGAGACGUCGAUCUAGGGAUCGUGAUAGAGAUCGUCACAGGAAUAGAGAUAGGUCUAGGGAUCGUUAUAGAGGUCGAAGUCGUAGUAGAAGUCCGCCUCGUAAACGUGAAAGAACACCAGAGGAGCCAGAUGGAGAAAAACUUAUUCAAGAUACAUUGGCCACCCUAGCAGCAUCAAGAAAUUUUGCCAAUUUAAUUCAGCAAGCACAAGGAGAAAAUUCUAACCAUAGCACAGGUAGUCAAGAAUCUGACUCGGCUGCUGAGAGGAAACGCAAGAAGAGAUCUCGAUGGGCUGGUGGUGAACAUGAAAAGAUAUUUAUUCCUGGCAUGCCGACAAUAUUGCCACCCAACUUGAACAAGGACCAGGAACAAGCUUAUUUAUUGCAACUGCAGAUCGAGGAAGUCAGUAGAAAAUUGCGUUCAGGCGACCUAGGGAUCCCAGCCAACCCAGAAGAAAGAUCGCCAUCUCCGGAGCCAAUUUAUAGCAGUGAUGGCAAACGGUUGAACACCAGGGAAUUUAGAACUAGAAAGAAGUUGGAAGAGCAAAGACAUGCUUUGGUUAUGCGAAUGCAAGCGAUCAACACAGAAUUUAAGCCGCCGGCAGAUUACAAACCCCCUGUUACAAGAGUAAGUGACAAAGUUAUGAUUCCACAAGAAGAACAUCCCGAAAUAAACUUUGUAGGUUUAUUAAUUGGGCCAAGAGGCAAUACAUUAAAAACGAUGGAAAAAGAGACUGGGGCCAAGAUAAUCAUAAGAGGAAAAGGAAGUGUGAAGGAAGGCAAAGUUGGGAGAAAGGAUGGUCAGCCGUUGCCUGGUGAAGAUGAACCAUUACAUGCUUAUAUUACCGCUACUAACCCAGAGUGUGUAAAGAAAGCAGUCGAAAAGAUUAAAGAAGUUAUCAGACAAGGCGUUGAAGUACCGGAAAAUCAGAACGACUUACGAAGGAUGCAGCUGAGAGAAUUAGCACAGUUGAAUGGUACUUUGAGAGAGAAUGAUGGCAUGAGGUGUAGUAAUUGUGGCGCGAUCGACCACAAGUCUUGGCUGUGCCCAGAUAAGCCAAACGUCACAAACAACAUUGUGUGCUCUAGUUGUGGUGCCGCAGGACACAUUGCUAAGGAUUGUAGAUCGAAGAGACCCGGUCAAGGAGGACCACCUUUGCCCUCCGAACAAGCAAAGAUUGAUGAAGAAUAUAUGUCGCUUAUGGCUGAAUUAGGUGAAGGUCCGCCGCCAGCACCCAAUGGAGACCAAAAUGUGGCUAAGCGACCGGCAUUCAACGUUUUCACGGCAUCAGCGCCUCCUAGACCUCUUAUGCCCCCACCAGGAGCACCGCCGAUGGCUCCUCCUCCAUGGGGGGCACCUUGGUGUCCAGCGCCCAUGGGUCCACCCGGUCUCCCGCCUCCUCCACCACCCCCAGGUGCUAGUUCACCGCCUUCUCUUUUACCACCGUGGGCGGGACAACCACCACCACCAGGAGCUGGAGGGCCACCAUGGGGACCACCAGGAGACUUUCCUGGAGCCCCACCCCCAUUUUGGCCUACCGGAAUCCCUCCAUCUAUACCCCCACCACCUCCUGGCUUGGACGUCACUAGUUUAUUGACAGCUCCGCCUCCACCGCCACCUUCAAGCUAAGAAUAGAAAAUUUAGCUAAUUAAAGAUAUAAGUGACUAAUUUAAUUAAUUAAUUAGUAUGUGUAAUAAUUGUAGACAUCUUAAUUCAACUUUUUUUAAUGAUUAAAAUUAUUAAUGAAUUUUAUAUUAAUUGUAGUUAAUAAAUAUAUAAACAUACUUUCGUUUAAUACUAGCUCUACACUAUAUCAACGUGCAGUAAAUAAAAAAUAUUUACAAGUA